Molecule: messenger RNA, 752 nt
Organism: Nymphaea colorata (pocket water lily)
Lineage: Eukaryota; Viridiplantae; Streptophyta; Magnoliopsida; Nymphaeales; Nymphaeaceae
Product: auxin-responsive protein SAUR68-like
Exons: 1
Coding region: 183-626 (147 amino acids)
Biological process (GO): response to auxin
Source: RefSeq, a predicted model, not a curated record
CAUGCUAUGUUCCUCACGUCACAGUCUUCUUGCUCCCACUUUGCUUUGCUUGUGUAUAGAACGGCAUGCACCUUCUUACUCUAUAUAUAGUUAGCCCAACAACCAGAAGAUUAUCAUCCACAGCACACAGACACAAUCUUCUAGUUCUAUAACAUAUAUUUGGCGUUUGAGAAAUUGCAAGAAUGAUCAGCGCAACGAGACUAGUGGAGAUGGCCAGGAAAUGGAAGAAGAUGGCCGCCAUGGGAAGACGAAGAAUCUCGCUAGGCAAAGUGGUGGAGAGGAGCAACAGCAGAAGAAAAGCAGUAGCAGUUGCGGACAAGGGGCAUUUUGUGGCUUAUGCAGCAGACGGCAAGAGGUUCAUGCUUCCUCUGGCUUACCUCCAACUGCCCAUCUUCCAACAGCUGUUGAUAAUGGCAGAGGAAGAGUUCGGAUUGGACAUAGAAGGAGCAAUCACGUUUCCUUGUGAUUCUGCAUUCGUAGAGCAUGUGAUGGCACUGCUGAAGAAGGACAAGUUGGGAGCGGUAGAAAAUGUAUUGUUAGUCACGUUAGCUAGCAGGGGGUGCUUGCCAUCUUCUUCAUUGCCUCCAAGCCAUCCCUCCCGUCACGCGCCCCACAAUGUGAUUUAAAAAGAAAAAGAGUUAGUAGAUGAUGUAUACAUGUCAGUAGCAGAACAUUUUUGUACAGAAAGAUAUAUAUUCUUUCAAAUAUAUGGAAGAAACUUUCAAUUGCUUUCAUGUUUUGAGUUUAACGCU